Aedes albopictus (Asian tiger mosquito) is the source of this 12365-nucleotide messenger RNA. RefSeq names its product dynein axonemal heavy chain 7 (gene Dhc36C). Gene Ontology annotation, cellular component: dynein complex. The transcript is spliced from 23 exons. Gene Ontology annotation, biological process: microtubule-based movement. Lineage: Eukaryota; Metazoa; Arthropoda; Insecta; Diptera; Culicidae. Gene Ontology annotation, molecular function: ATP binding; dynein intermediate chain binding; ATP hydrolysis activity. The record is from RefSeq and is a predicted model, not a curated record. The coding region runs from base 174 to 12236 and encodes 4020 amino acids.
GUGCGCUUCCGGAGAAGGCGUGGUCCUAGCAACCCCAUCGAUUCCAAUUGUCAUAGUUUCAAAAUAUUUUAGUUGUAUCGAUCGGCGGCGGUGGUUCCGGUCGGUGUAAGGAUAUUUUAGUUGCAUUACAGAACAGAACUGUGUGGAAGACUUAACGGAUAAGCCUUUAGACCAUGAGUCGCUCGCCGCAGCACAGGCGGGCGCCACACCAUCUGAGCCCGGUACGGACCCGGCUUAUGCAAGACAUUCGCUCGGUGGAUCGAAAUGCUCCCCGGUCAGCCAGACCGUUCGGUAUCAUGUCUCUGAUCAACCGGAAGGCCAACCCGGAGUACAACCGUAGACGUAUAUGGCAGGAGCUGAACAUGCCCACCGAUUGCGAUUUCCUCGGACCAAACGUGUUCAAUCUGCCGGACAGGCUGCUGAAGCACAGCUCGAAGUUGCGUCCUUCGGGGCGAACACGACCGGAUAGGAGUUCGCAGAAGAAGAAAAUCAGAUCGUACACCGCGUUGAGGAAGGACCGUGAGGAGUUCCGGAAAAAGUUGAUCAAACUGAUCGUGCGCAAAGAUCACGAGAAAGACGACGAAGCGAAUACUUUUCCCAAUGUUGAAGAACGAGAACUGCUAAGAUAUUAUCACUAUAUUAGACACGGCAUCGAUACGGUACACGUGGCACCAAUCGAUAAGCGUGUACUGCAACGCAUCCUGAAACUCAUACCGAAAAAUCUGGUCAAGUACAAGGAAGCUCUGCGCACCAUAUUCGAUGAGAUCAAAGACGAUUACUCGUUUGCCGUUAAAAAGGCGGUGGUAGAUUUCGUCCUGGGGGAUGCCAUGACCAAAUACAUGAAAAAGGAUGACAUUACGGCAGCGAGAUUGGAGAUCAAAGAUCUCAAACUGAAGUGGAAACACCGAUACGACGAGAAUCGAACCAAGAUCAAACGGAAUCUAUUCUCGAUCAAUGCCUGUUCGGAGCAGGUACUGGAACUUUGGGACACUACUUUUAAGAGUUUGCUUCUGGUGGAUAUCAAGCAGCUGGUUGAGAAGGGCCAAGCUUAUGAUUUGACAGAGUUUACGUCCACAGUAAAUCAGCAAAUCGAGGAAGCCAAGAUAACGUUGAACGACAAGUGGUAUGGCGCAAUCAAAAAUAUCUUCAACAAGGGAGUCAAGAAGAAGUUGAUUCCAGAUGAGGCCACCAAGCCCAAAAUGCUUAAGAAGUUUUUCAAUUCUCUGGCUACGCUUAUGACUCGACAGCUGCAGAACUUGUGCGUCGACAGCGUAAAGACUUAUACCAACUACAUCUGCGAUGUCGGGAAAACUAAUCAAGGCUUUCGGUUGACAAUUCUCCUCGAAAACCAGGAUACUCUUUCGUUUAUACCGAGUUUUUCUAGAUUUCAAGUGGAGAUUGUUAAGAUAAUUGAUAACAUCGUCAAAGCAGUCAAGAGCUUCAAGCGAAUCGAGAGGCUAUUGAAACCUAACUUUCCUUGUCCGGAUCCCCUGAUGAAGCCGGAAAUAUCCAGCGACGUGAUAGAGGAGUGCAAGAUCCGAAUUUAUGAGGUCCUAGAAGAACAGCGAAUCGGUCCGGAGCUGCGAAUGCAAGAUUUCGACAAAUAUAUGACCUUGAUGAAUGGUACCGAUAUUGACGAGAUUGAACGCUUCAUGGAAAAACGCCCGAGCUUCGAGGAGUACUGCAAGUACAUUCAGCGCUACAAAGAAAUGGGAGACAACGUGGCCAGGGAGAUCUACGGCGUUAUGUCGAUGGGUUUCUACGAGUUUCAUCGUGAGGGACUAAUCGACACGCUGGAAGGUCUGGCCAAGUUCAUGCAGCAGGAACUGAUCUCCAAAAUGACGGCAGACCAGCAAAGUGCUGCCGCUCAAUUAGCUCAUGACUACGAAGUGAUCGCUACUAAGGUACUUACCAUUCCAAAGGACACCGCUGAAUUGAUGUCGCUGAAGGCAUAUGCAAUCAAGAUGGAAGAGACGACCAUUCCAGAAAUGGAAAACAGAUUGAAAGUCAAUUUGAGUCACCUACUUUACUUAACCGACUACACCAUCUUCACUCCAUUGGAAAUAAAGCAGAACAACAACACCUUCCAAUGGUACAUGAAAAUGGCAACGAUCUUCCAAGACCACAAGAACAUCAUCGCCGAGAAGGUAGUAGAGUAUCAAGACUCUCUGAAACGAAGAAUUGAAAAUUUCCGCAGAGACUUGGAGAUCUACUGGAGCCAGGUCAAGGAGUAUGACUCAUGGGGCGAGAUCAAGAACCUUCACAAGUACAAGAAGAAAGCCACGGCCUUGGACAACAAACUAGAUGCCGCGAUGGAGAAGAUCGACCAAAUCAACGAGGAAGAAACAGCGUACGGCUGGGAGCUGUCUCAGUAUCCACUUCGCAAGCAGUGUCAUGACAAACUGACCCCGUACAAGCAGCUGUACGACGCGGGACAGGAAUUCAUGGACAAACAUGAACUGUGGAUGCACUCGCAGGUCGGUUUGCAUGACCCUGAACAGGUGGAAGAGACAGUGGGUACGCUGUAUCGAACGGUCUACAAGCUGGAAAAGAAGUUUGCCGACUCGUACCAAACUCAACGGUUGGCGCAUGAUAUUAAAAUACGUAUCGAUCAGUUCAAAACCCAUCUACCAAUUGUUCAAACUUUGGGUAACCCUGGUAUGAAGGAGCGUCACUGGGAACAGGUAUCGGAGAUCAUUGGAUUCCCCAUCAAGAUCGCACCGGAUCUGACGCUGGAGAAGGUCAUUGACUACGGUUUGGACGACUAUAUCCAACGGUUCGAGACCAUUUCCGAAAGUGCAACCAAGGAGAACAACUUGGAGAAGGCAAUGAUCAAAAUGGUCAACGAAUGGAGCGACAUGGCGUUCCUGGUGUUGCCAUACAGGGAUACGGGAACGUAUAUUCUGUCGGCCAUCGAUGACAUCCAGGUAUUGCUCGAUGACCACAUCAUCAAAACGCAAACGAUGAAGAGUUCUUUAUACAUAAAGCCAUUUGAAGCCGAUAUUCUGGCAUGGGAGAAGAAGCUAAUGCUCUUGCAGGACAUAUUGGACGACUGGCUUAAGGUACAGGCGACGUGGAUGUAUCUGGAGCCGAUUUUCUCCAGUCCUGACAUCCAAUCGCAAAUGCCUGAAGAAGGUCGUCGUUUCAGUGCGGUGGACAAGAUCUGGAAAGAUCUGAUGAAGAAUGUGCACGCCGACACGAAAGUCCUAGCGGUCCUAGAAAUAGACAAAAUGUCGGAGAAACUGAAGAAGUCGUACAGCCUUCUGGAGAUCAUUCAGAAGGGUCUCAACGAGUAUCUGGAGAAGAAACGUCUCUACUUCCCACGGUUCUUCUUCCUCUCCAACGACGAACUGCUGGAGAUUCUGUCGGAAACGAAGAAUCCUACCCGUGUGCAACCACAUCUGAAGAAGUGCUUCGAGGGAAUCGCCACGCUGCACUUCACUGAAUCGCUUGAUAUUACCAUGAUGCGAUCGAGUGAAGGCGAAGAGGUUCAGCUGGCCGACGAGGUCUCGACUAGCAAAGCCAAGGGUCAGGUGGAGAAAUGGCUACUGGAUUUGGAAAAAUCGAUGAAGAAGAGCGUUCACAUCAAAGUUGAUGAGUCCUACGAGUCCUAUACGAAGACGAUUCGCCACGAGUGGGUUUUAAUGUGGCCAGGACAAUGCGUACAAAGUAUUUCGUGUGCCUUCUGGACGCUUGAGGUCACUCUGUGUUUUGAUAGUGCCGAACCCCUGGAAGCUCUUGAAGAGUACAAAGAAACCUGCAAAACCCAGAUUUCCCACAUUGUUGACCUGGUGAGAGGAAAGCUAGCCCUGCAGAACAGAAUAACCCUAGGAGCGCUGAUCGUCCUAGAUGUUCACGCACGUGAUGUGCUAACGGAGCUGAUCGACACCCACACUACUAAGUCUGAUGAUUUCACUUGGCUAGCACAACUCAGAUACUACAUGGAAGACAAGAAUCUCUCAACAAGGAUGAUCAAUUCAACCCUCAAAUACGGUUACGAAUAUUUAGGUAACACUUCCCGAUUGGUGAUAACUCCUCUGACUGAUCGGUGUUUCCGAACCUUAUUCGGUGCAUUGCAUCUUCAUUUGGGUGGAGCUCCCGAAGGGCCCGCAGGAACCGGAAAAACCGAGACCACGAAAGAUUUGGCAAAAGCAGUCGCCAAGCAGUGCGUCGUGUUCAACUGUUCCGAUGGGUUGGACUAUAUCGCGUUGGGCAAGUUCUUCAAGGGAUUGGCAUCCUGCGGUGCGUGGUCCUGCUUCGACGAGUUCAACCGAAUCGAUCUGGAAGUGCUGUCUGUCGUAGCUCAGCAGAUUUUGACAAUUCAACGAGGCAUCAAUUCAGGAUCCCCGACGCUAAUAUUCGAAGGAACUACCCUGACCUUGGAUCCAACAUGUGCCGUGUUUAUUACUAUGAAUCCAGGUUAUGCAGGAAGAUCAGAACUGCCCGAUAAUCUAAAAGCACUAUUCCGUUCGGUUGCCAUGAUGGUACCAGAUUAUGCACUGAUCUCCGAAAUUGAACUUUAUUCGUACGGUUUCCUGAAUGCAAAACCACUGGCCAUCAAGAUCGUUGCAACAUACCGUCUGUGUUCUGAACAGUUGAGUUCUCAACCGCACUAUGACUAUGGAAUGCGGGCGGUCAAGUCGGUGCUGAAGGCGGCUGGAGCGUUGAAACUGAGGUAUCCCGAGGAAUCAGAGGAUAUUUUGGUGCUGAGAUCGAUCAAGGAUGUCAACUUGGCCAAAUUCUUAAACCAGGACGUCCCACUGUUCCAGGGAAUAAUAUCGGAUUUAUUCCCUGGAGUUGUUUUGCCAGAACCGGACUAUGUGGUGUUCAAUGCGGCCGUAGAAAAGGCUUGCGAGAACAACAACAUACAGUGUACUCCGUUCUUCCUCGAGAAAGUACAACAACUGUACGAGAUGAUUGUCGUGCGGCAUGGUUUGAUGUUGGUUGGACCUCCUUUUGGAGGGAAGACUACCGCUUACCGAAUGCUAGCCGAAGCCCUGGGCUACAUUGAGGAACAAGGAGAAAUGGGCGAACACAAGGCCCACUACACUGUUAUUAAUCCGAAAGCGAUCACAAUGGGACAGCUGUACGGCCAAUUUGAUCCAGUUUCCCAUGAAUGGAGUGAUGGUAUUUUGGCAGUCAGUUACCGACAGUUCGCCGUCAGUACGACUCCCGACAGGAAAUGGUUGAUCUUCGAUGGGCCAGUAGAUGCAAUUUGGAUCGAGAAUAUGAACACCGUACUGGACGAUAACAAGAAACUGUGCUUGAUGUCUGGAGAAAUUAUCCAGUUAGCACCGACAACAAACCUAAUAUUCGAAGUUAUGGAUCUGGAUGCUGCGUCGCCGGCAACAGUAUCACGAUGUGGAAUGAUCUACCUGGAGCCAAGCACACUGGGAUGGGAACCUCUUCUGGAAUCCUGGAAAAAUACCCUGCCACCAGAACUUCACUCGGUUAACAAACAAGUAAUAACGCAGAUGUUCAUGCGAUUUUGUCCCAUUCUCCUGUGGUUCGUUCGCAAGGGCGGGGUAAGAGAGAUGAUGCCAACUUCCGACUCGAACCUGGUGAAGUCAGUGAUGAAUCUUUUUGACUGUUUCAUGGAUGACUAUCGAAACGAGACCUAUAUGAAAUCGGUGACCAAAGUGGACGUACGAGCACAGCUUGAAGGUGUGUUCUUCUUUUCCUGCAUUUGGGCUAUCGGUGGACCGCUAGAGACCGAGAGUCGGGAAAAGUUCAGCGAACUGUUCCGUGCAUUGACGGAGAAAGUGUUUCCACCCGAGAUCAACGAUAAGUUCCAUAUCCCACCAAGUAUGCAAGUUCCGAAUCUUGCCAAACCGUUCAUCUUUCAAAUACCAAAAGGCGGUACCGUAUUUGACUACCACUUUACCAAAGAAGGCAAGGGCAAAUGGCGUCCGUGGGCUGAAGAAAUCGGACAGACUAUCAACAUACAGCGGGAUAUGCCAGUUAAUCAGAUAAUAGUCCCCACUGUUGAGACCAUUAGGAUUACCGCUCUGCUUGAGCUGUUGAUUCAGCACGGAAAAUACCUGCUGUUAGUCGGUCCCACAGGAACAGGCAAAAGCGUUUACACUAUCGAUUUUUUGCUGAAACGAAACGAUACAAACGUGUACAAACCCCUGCUGAUCAACUUCUCUGCGCAAACAUCCGCCAAUCAAGUCCAGGACAUCAUCAUGUCGAAGCUCGAUAAGCGACGUAAAGGUGUCUACGGUCCUCCCCUGGGGAAGAAAUGCGUCGUGUUCAUCGAUGACGUUUCUAUGCCCUUGAGGGAGACCUACGGAGCGCAGCCUCCGAUUGAGAUCGUCCGAAUGUUCCUGGAUCACUCGAUAUGGUACGAUCGGAAAGAAGUGGUUCCCAUGAAGUUGGUCGAUCUGCAGUUGAUGUGCGCCAUGGGACCACCGAGCACUGGCAAUACGGUUACUCCGAGAUUCUCACGGCAUUUCAAUACGAUCGCCCUGAACGAAUUUGAUGAUGCCACGCUGAUUGGCAUAUUCAGCAAGAUAGUGCUGUGGCAUUUGGAUACGCGAGGGUUCUCGAAGGAGUUUGACCCAUGCAUAGACGAAAUCGUGCUAUCCACGUUGCAGAUCUACAGAGAGGCACGCAGAAAGCUGCUCCCUACACCGGCAAAGUGUCACUAUUUGUUCAAUCUGCGGGACUUCUCCAGAGUGAUACAGGGAGUUCUGCUGUCGGUUCCGGAGGGCACGGAAAGUCUCAAUUCCAUUCGGAGAAUGUGGGCUCAUGAGAUCAUUCGCGUCUAUGGUGACCGGUUGGUGGACGACAACGAUCGCGAAUGGUUGUUUAACGAGCUGUGCACCGUUAUUGAUAAGUAUAUGCACGAAGAUCCGAAGGACCUGUUCGAUAGAUUUGUAGAAGGUGGUCAGCUGAAGGAGCAAAAUCUGCGGGGUCUUAUGUUCUGCGACUUUACGAAUCCAAAAGCCGACACGAAGCUAUACUUAGAGGUGCAAGAUAUGGAAGAUCUUGGUUUCGUGGUGGAAUCAUAUAUCGUCGAAUAUAACAAUAUGUCCAAGAAACCGAUGACCCUGGUGCUGUUCCGUUUUGCCAUCGAGCACUUAUCCAGAAUAUGCCGGAUCAUCAAACAGCCACGAAGUCAUGCGCUGCUGGUGGGAGUUGGAGGAUCUGGUCGGCAAUCGUUGGCCAGAAUUGCAUCACAUAUUUGUUCUUACGAGUUGUACCAGGUGGAAAUAUCAAGGCAAUACGGAAUGAUAGAAUGGCGUGAGGAUAUGAAGAAUCUGCUGAAGAAGGUAGUGUCCUCCGAUCAACACAUUUGUUUCCUCUUUACGGAUACUCAAAUCAAGGAGGAGUCUUUCUUGGAAGAUAUUAACAACUUGCUUAAUUCUGGUGAGAUACCAAAUCUUUUCACCAAUGAGGAAAAAUCUGAAAUCAUAGAAAAAAUGAGACAGAUUGAUAGACAGAAGGAGAAAUCUCAGCAAACGGACGGUACUCCAGUUGCUUUGUUCAAUCUCUUUGUAACGAUUAUCCGAGAUCAGCUGCAUAUUGUCAUAUCGAUGUCUCCCAUUGGGGAUUCCUUCCGAAAUCGCGUGAGAAAGUUCCCAUCAAUUGUUAACUGCUGUACCAUCGAUUGGUUCCAACCCUGGCCAAAGGAUGCAUUGGUCGCUGUUGCCACCAAAUUCCUUUCAACGGUUGAGAUGCCUGAAAAAGAGCGCAGCAUCUGUAUUGACAUGUGCAUGGAGUUCCAUACAUCUACCCAGGAACUAUCCGAUGAAUUCAUGCUUCGAUUGAAUCGUCAUAACUACGUGACCCCAACCUCUUAUCUAGAACUAAUCCAUACCUUCAAGACGUUGUUGGACAAAAAGAGAACGGACGUCCUAACCGGCAAGAAUCGUUACUUGACAGGGCUUAAACAGCUGGAGAUUGCAGCCCAACAGGUCGGGGUGAUGCAAGAACAGCUGGAGGCUGUACAGCCGCAGUUGAAGAUUGCUGCCGAGACCGUGGCCCAACAGAUGGCCAAAGUCCAAGCAGACAGUGAGGCUGCGGCCGUACAGAAGGAACUGGUCAAGAAGGACGAAGCUGUCGCGCAGGAAAAGGCAGCCGCCGCCAAUGCGAUCAAAGAGAUUUGUGACGCCAAAUUGGCGGACGCGAUGCCGAUUUUGAACACAGCUCUUGCGGCUCUGAACACGUUAACCGCGGCGGAUAUUACCAUCGUGAAAACGAUGAAGAGUCCACCAAUCGGAGUGAAGAUCGUCAUGGAGGCGGUCUGUAUCCUAAAGGACCUGAAGCCGGAUCGUGUUCAGGCCCCGUCUGGAAUGGGUAUGGUGGAGGACUACUGGGGUCCAGCGAAGAAGCUUCUAGGUGAUAUGAAGUUUUUGGAAGGAUUAGUUAACUUCGAAAGAGACGACAUCCCUCCAAGAAUCAUUCAGAAGCUGGAAGAACGAAUUCUAUGCAACGAGAAUUUUGAUCCCGAGAAGGUCAAGACGGCUUCCACUGCUUGCGAAGGGCUGUGCAAGUGGGUUAUUGCUAUUGUAAAGUACGACAAAGUCGCGAAGGAGAUAGCUCCCAGGAAGCUUGAGCAAAAGGAAGCUGAGGCAAAGAGCAACGCUGCCGUUCAACUACUCAAUGAAAAGCUAGAGCAGCUGGCAAUUGUAGAAGAGAGCUUAGCCGAACUGCAAAGAAAGUUGGAUGAGCAGGUUCAACAGCAUGCCAAGCUGCAAGCAAAUGUGGAACUCUGCAUGAAGAAACUAGAACGUGCGACUGAGAUCAUUACCGGUUUGGGAGGUGAGAAGGAUCGCUGGGAACAAGCCGCUGAAAACUUGGGUCGAGUGUAUCACAACUUGACGGGAGAUGUACUGAUUGCAUCAGGAGUCGUAGCCUAUUUGGGCCCAUUUACGAUACAAUUCCGAGCUCAACAGAUCAAACGGUGGAUCGGUAGUUGCCUGGCCAGAGGAAUUGUGUGUUCGCAAGAUUUCCAACUGGCGACCGUGUUGGGCAAUCCGGUUGAUAUUCGAGCUUGGAACAUAUUCGGAUUGCCAAGUGAUGCAUUUUCAAUUGAGAGUGCAAUUAUCAUUCACAACGGACGACGUUGGCCAUUGAUGAUCGAUCCUCAAGGACAAGCUAACAAAUGGGUUCGGAAUAUGGAGAAAGCCAAUCGUAUCUGUAUCAUUCGGUUCAAUCAACCAGAUUACACAAGAGUGCUGGAAAAUGCCAUUCAAUUCGGCCUACCCGUUCUACUUGAGAACGUUGGAGAAGAGAUUGAACCUCUGCUGGAACCCAUACUACUCAAACAGGUCUUCCGACAAGGCGGAACCAUGUGUAUUAAAUUGGGCGAUUCCAUCAUUGAAUACAACGACUCCUUCAAGUUUUAUAUUACUACAAAACUGAGAAAUCCUCACUACCUGCCGGAGAUUGCCGUCAAGGUCACGCUGUUGAACUUCAUGAUAACCAAAACUGGCUUGCAAGAUCAGCUUCUCUCGAUUACGGUUGCCCGAGAACGCCCCGACCUGGAAACAGAAAAGAAUGCCCUCAUUGUUCAAGGCGCCGAGAAUAAACGCCUGCUGCAGGAGAUAGAAGACAAAAUCCUGCAAGUGCUCAGCUCUGAAGGCAAUAUUCUCGAAGACGAAUCGGCUGUGUCGGUCCUAAGUUCUUCAAAGACGCUAGCCAACGAAAUCAACGAAAAACAAAUAAUUGCCGAAACAACUGAACGUCAGAUCGAUAUCGCCCGGUUGCAGUACACCUCGAUCGCCGCCCACUCGACGAUCCUGUUUUUCACCAUUGCAGACCUGGCGAACAUCGAUCCGAUGUAUCAGUACAGUCUGAAUUGGUUUGUCAAUUUGUUCACGGCAGCGAUCGAUAACACCGAAAAGGUUGACGAAGUCCCGGCCCGGCUGGAGGAUCUUAGGACCUACUUCACCUACAGUCUGUAUGAGAAUAUCUGCCGAAGCUUGUUUGAGAAGGACAAGAUUUUGUUUUCGCUACUUCUCACUACGAAUCUGCAGUAUGAAAAGGGCGAGGUCGAUAGGGCAGAGUUUAUGUUCUUGCUAACGGGUGGCGUUGGGUUGGACAACCCCGAGACAAACCCGGCUGAGUGGCUGCCUAGCAAAAGCUGGGAUGAAAUAUGCCGGCUUACAGCUUUCGAGUCGUUCAAAGGCUUCAAAGAGCAUGUCGUGGGUAAUCUGAGACGCUGGAAGGCUUUGUUCGAUGACGAUACCCCAGAGUGUGCUGAGCUUCCUGAGCCAUGGAAGUCGAACUUGACCUCUUUCCAAAAAUUGCUGAUUUUGAGAUGUUUCCGCUCGGAUAAAUUGGUUCCGGGUAUCGAGCUCUAUGUGGAAGGUAUCCUAACCAGGAAAUACGUAGAACCACCUCCGUUUGAUCUAUCCGCGUCGUACGACGAAUCGAACUGCUGCGUUCCGUUGAUAUUUGUUCUGACCCCAGGAGCGGAUCCCACAGCGACUCUGCUUCGAUUUGCCGACACCCAAGGUAUCGGUUCGAAUAGGCUGUUCUCACUUUCCCUCGGGCAAGGUCAAGGCCCAAUCGCUACAAAGAUGAUCGAUGAGGGAACAAAGUUCGGUAACUGGGUACUGCUUCAGAACUGCCACCUUGCCCAAAGCUGGAUGCCAACUUUGGAAAGAAUUUGUGAAAGCUUUCAACCCGAUACUACCCACCCGGAUUUCCGCUUAUGGUUGACGUCGUAUCCGACGGAGCAUUUCCCGGUGGUCGUUUUGCAGAACGGCAUCAAAAUCACCAACGAACCUCCGAAGGGACUUCGGAUGAACAUAGUUCGGUCGUACAUGAGUGAUCCCAUAUCCAAUGUGGAGUGGUUCGAGGCGUGCAAGCAAUCCGCCAACUUCAAGAAGCUUCUUUUCAGCUUGUGUUUCUUCCAUGGAAUCGUACAGGAGAGACGACAUUUCGGACCGAUAGGAUGGAACAUUCCGUAUGAGUUCAACGAAACUGAUCUUAGUAUCAGCUUGACACAGUUACGCAUGUUCUUGGAUGAAUACGAAGAAGUGCAGUACAUAGCGCUGCGAUAUCUGACCGGGGAAUGUAACUAUGGCGGACGAGUGACGGAUGAUUGGGAUCGGCGGUGUUUGAAUACCAUUUUGGCCAAGUUUUACAGCGAAAAAGUUUUGGAGGUAGAGGGCUACGUGCUGGAUGAACAAGGCUUGUAUAAGAUUCCAGAACUGAAGGAGCACGAGGAGUUCAUGGCAUACAUUAAGGACCUGCCGGUUAUUGCUAAACCGGGCGUAUUUGGUCUUCAUGAAAAUGCUGAUAUAGUGAAAGAUCAGAAGGAAACAGAUUCAUUGCUGACGAAUGCGUUGAAAACACAGGAUCGAACGGACCUCUACGAGAUGAAGCUUCUUAUGGAUCUUAAGACCACUAGUACAGGAGCUUUCCGAGAAACGCCUGCUGAAAUAGUAAUUCGCGUGUCAACCGACAUUCUAAGACGUCUACCGAAGGAGUUUGAUCGAGAUGCAACUUUGGAGAAAUAUCCCACCAGUUAUCAUCAGAGCAUGAACACUGUUUUGGUGCAAGAAAUGGUGCGGUUUAAUCAGCUACUCACCUGUAUCCGUAACAGUUUGACAACCGCCAGCAAGGCGAUGCAAGGUCUGGUGGCAAUGUCUCCGGACAUAGAGGAAGUGGUCGCAUCGGUGCUGGUUGGUCGUAUUCCAGCGCUCUGGGCAAAACGGUCCUAUCCGAGCUUGAAGCCACUGGGAAGCUAUAUCAUGGAUUUCAUAGCCCGGUUACAGUUCCUGCAGAGAUGGUUCGACGAUGGACCUCCUGUAGACUUCUGGAUAUCGGGAUUCUUCUUUACCCAAGCUUUCCUAACGGGAGCUCAGCAGAACUAUGCCCGAAAGUACGUGAUCCCGAUUGAUCUGUUGACAUUCGACAACAGCGUACUUGUGGAUUCGAAGUUUGAGGACCCACCCGAAGAUGGGGUUUACGUAUACGGGUUGUUCCUGGAAGGAGCACGAUGGGAUAAGAAAAAAGGCUACCUACAGGAGUCCUUCCCUCGGGUUCUGUUCGAUACCAUGCCUCAUCUGUGGUUGUUACCAUUGAAAAAGGAUGAUCUAGUUCUUCGCCACACCUACAAUUGCCCUGUUUACAAGACUGCGGAGCGACGUGGUAUCCUAUCGACCACCGGGCACAGUACCAACUUCGUAGUGGCUCUAAACCUAGACUGUGACCCAUCCAACGAACCUGAACAUUGGAUUCGACGAGGAACGGCACUUUUGUGUCAACUAAGUCAUUGAUCAAAAUUUUCUAAUAUUAUUCAAUAGAAUAGUGGAGUUUCUUUUUUACAUUAGUAUGAGACGCAAUUUUAAAACGAUGGUGUACAUGUAUUUCAUAAUAAAAUUUAACAUUCAUAAUCGAAAAUAGAA